UUGAAUGCUCUCAUUGUCCCUUUACAAACAGGAACAGCGAUAUAAAUUCUCAUGCUCAUUUACUUUGCAGCAAGUUUGUGUUGUGGAGUUGAUCCAUAAUGGAGAUGCCUGGGGCUUUAUUAUUGCUCCUACUUUUGCAGAUUUUUACAGGAGACACUUCAGGGACACUUGUCUCCAGCUGUGAUUCAUGUCAUGAUGAAGCUGUCUGCUUGGAGUCACGAGAAAGAGGAGACGCCUUUGCCAACCAGGCUUUUUCAUGUGUCUGUAAAGAUGGCUUUUUGGGUGAUGGUCUCACCUGCUACAAUACAAAACUCUGCAGUGACUCUUCUUGCUGUAGCCAAGGUUAUCACUGGUCACCAGACAGGGGCUGUGUAGACACUGACGAGUGCUCCCUCCCAGACUCGCCCUGCGUGCCGCCUCAGGUCUGUCAGAACACACCAGGCUCCUUCAACUGCCUGAAGCUUUCCUCCAGCACCAGAUCCGGCCCCUCCUCCCAGUCUGUCCAGUUCAACUGUGGAAAUACUGUUUGCCCUUUGGGCAUGGACUGCAUCAGCAAUAAUGCAACUGCCCGGUGUGCUGACCCCUGUGAGUACUACACUGUACUGGAUGAUGACUGGCGUUCAACAAAUAACACAGUGAAUCAGAUCACACGCUGUGACCGAGAUGUUAGCUGGCAAGGCUGGUAUCGUCUUUUUCUGGGACAAACCAGUGCUCACAUUCCAGAGAGGUGUAUAGAUAGAUACAGGUGUGGAACCCAUGCUCCUCUGUGGAUAACAGAACCUCAUCCCACACAAUCUGGUGUGAUUGUAAAUCGUAUUGUGUGUAAUGCCUGGGCUGGUAGCUGCUGCUAUUUUAGCUCACACACUAUCCAUGUCAAGCUCUGCUAUGGAAACUACUAUGUCUACAAACUCGUGAAGCCAUCCACAUGCCAACUUGCAUACUGUGCAGAGGUGAAAAGAACACACACUGCAGUUUCUUCAACCACACCUGAUCCAAGAUCACAGAUGUCAUCUGCCACUCAGGUCAACAUCAAUUCCAUAACAACAGUGGGCAACAGUGCACUAGCUGAGGGACAGGUCCGUCUGGUCAAUGGAGGAAACAGCUCCUGCUCAGGCAGAGUGGAGAUCUUCCUCCGUGGACAGUGGGGGACGGUGUGUGAUGAUAACUGGGACCUGGUUGAUGCUCAGGUGGUGUGUAGACAGCUGGGCUGUGGCAGGGUCCUGUCAGCACCACAGAGUGCACGUUUUGGAGCAGGCACAGGGCCCAUCUGGUUGGAUGAUGUCAUGUGCAGAGGUAACGAAUCAAAGCUUACCGAGUGCCGUCACCAAGGAUUUGGAUCUCACAACUGUGGUCACAAUGAGGAUGCUGGUGUCGUUUGUGAAGUUCAUCCAGGACCAAUCAGCACACUUUUACCAACCACACAUGAUCCAAGACCAUCGACCAUCCCCACCACUGAGGUGAUAGCUGACAGCAGUCCUACAACAUCAGCUGAGGGACAGGUCCGCCUGGUCAAUGGAGGAAACAGCUCCUGCUCAGGCAGAGUGGAGAUCUUCCUCCGUGGACAGUGGGGGACGGUGUGUGAUGAUAACUGGGACCUGAACGAUGCCAACGUGGUGUGCAGACAGCUGGGCUGUGGCAGGGCUCGUUCAGCACUACAGAGUGCAGCUUUUGGACAGGGAAGCGGACCCAUCUGGUUGGACAAUGUCAGUUGUUCAGGGAAUGAACCAUCAAUAACAGACUGCAGACACCCAGGGUUUGGGAUCCACAACUGUGGUCAUGUUGAAGAUGCGGGUGUUGUUUGUGAAGUUCAUCCAGGACCAAUCAGCACACUUUUACCAACCACACAUGAUCCAAGACCAUCGACCAUCCCCACCACUGAGGUGAUAGCUGACAGCAGUCCUACAACAUCAGCUGAGGGACAGGUCCGUCUGGUCAAUGGAGGAAACAGCUCCUGCUCAGGCAGAGUGGAGAUCUUCCUCCGUGGACAGUGGGGGACGGUGUGUGAUGAUAACUGGGACCUGGUUGAUGCUCAGGUGGUGUGUAGACAGCUGGGCUGUGGCAGGGUCCUGUCAGCACCACACAGUGCACGUUUUGGAGCAGGCACAGGGCCCAUCUGGUUGGAUGAUGUCAUGUGCAGAGGUAACGAAUCAAAGCUCACCGAGUGCCGUCACCAAGGAUUUGGAUCUCACAACUGUGGUCACAAUGAGGAUGCUGGUGUCGUUUGUGAAGUUCAUCCAGGACCAAUCAGCACACUUUUACCAACCACACAUGAUCCAAGACCAUCGACCAUCCCCACCACUGAGGUGAUAGCUGACAGCAGUCCUACAACAUCAGCUGAGGGACAGGUCCGCCUGGUCAAUGGAGGAAACAGCUCCUGCUCAGGCAGAGUGGAGAUCUUCCUCCGUGGACAGUGGGGGACGGUGUGUGAUGAUAACUGGGACCUGAACGAUGCCAACGUGGUGUGCAGACAGCUGGGCUGUGGCAGGGCUCGUUCAGCACUACAGAGUGCAGCUUUUGGACAGGGAAGCGGACCCAUCUGGUUGGACAAUGUCAGUUGUUCAGGGAAUGAACCAUCAAUAACAGACUGCAGACACCCAGGGUUUGGGAUCCACAACUGUGGUCAUGUUGAAGAUGCGGGUGUUGUUUGUGAAGUUCAUCCAGGACCAAUCAGCACACUUUUACCAACCACACAUGAUCCAAGACCAUCGACCAUCCCCACCACUGAGGUGAUAGCUGACAGCAGUCCUACAACAUCAGCUGAGGGACAGGUCCGUCUGGUCAAUGGAGGAAACAGCUCCUGCUCAGGCAGAGUGGAGAUCUUCCUCCGUGGACAGUGGGGGACGGUGUGUGAUGAUAACUGGGACCUGGUUGAUGCUCAGGUGGUGUGUAGACAGCUGGGCUGUGGCAGGGUCCUGUCAGCACCACACAGUGCACGUUUUGGAGCAGGCACAGGGCCCAUCUGGUUGGAUGAUGUCAUGUGCAGAGGUAACGAAUCAAAGCUCACCGAGUGCCGUCACCAAGGAUUUGGAUCUCACAACUGUGGUCACAAUGAGGAUGCUGGUGUCGUUUGUGAAGUUCAUCCAGGACCAAUCAGCACACUUUUACCAACCACACAUGAUCCAAGACCAUCGACCAUCCCCACCACUGAGGUGAUAGCUGACAGCAGUCCUACAACAUCAGCUGAGGGACAGGUCCGCCUGGUCAAUGGAGGAAACAGCUCCUGCUCAGGCAGAGUGGAGAUCUUCCUCCGUGGACAGUGGGGGACGGUGUGUGAUGAUAACUGGGACCUGGUUGAUGCUCAGGUGGUGUGUAGACAGCUGGGCUGUGGCAGGGUCCUGUCAGCACCACACAGUGCACGUUUUGGAGCAGGCACAGGGCCCAUCUGGUUGGAUGAUGUCAUGUGCAGAGGUAACGAAUCAAAGCUCACCGAGUGCCGUCACCAAGGGUUUGGAUCUCACAACUGUGGUCACAAUGAGGAUGCUGGUGUCGUCUGUGAAGUCCUGCUCCAACCUACUCAGCUUAUUUGUGGCCGUGAUAAACUCCAAGUAGGGCUGAAUUUGGUUGCCAUGACAUCCACUGGCUUGAACCCAUUCUCUGGAAACCUGGCAUCCCGCAACUGCUCCUGGGUCAGAGUGCUUGAUGAUGUAGUCUGGUACGAAGUGGAGGCUCAGGCAGGUGCCUGUGGAAAUACACUGAGGACCAACCGCACACAUGCCAUCUACUCCAACAGUUUAUUUAUCUACCCAACAAAUGUGUCCUUCGCCCGUCCUGUGAGUCUUCCUUUCUCCUGCGCAUAUCCCCUCGACACAGACACCAGCCUGAAUGUAGCUAUCAGACCAUUCCUGCCGCUGCCAGAUAGACUUUCUGGCUCAGGUACCAAAGCCAGAGCCUCAAUGUCUCUCUUCCGCAACUCCAACUUCACUGAGCCUUAUCCAGCAGGCUUGAUCAGCCUUCCAGUGGGCUCUCCCCUCUAUGUGGGCGUCUCUGUGGAGGAGAGAGAUCCAAGCUUUGCACUUGUUCUGGUGGACUGCUACGCCACUCACUCAUCAAACCCUGAUGAUCCCACACGAUACUUUCUCAUCCAGAACAAGUGUCCCACUGACCGCCGACAGGUGUCAGUGGUUGAGAGCGGCUCAUCCCUCCAGGCUCGUUUCUCUGCCUUGCUCUUCCUGUUUCAGGGUGAAUAUCGAGACAUUUAUCUUCACUGCAGCCUCAGCCUGUGUGACCGGAGGAGCUCUUGUGUUCGACCCUGCACAAAUAGGGCAUAUCGCUCUAUUUCCAGCUCUGCUCCUCUGAAGCUCCUCAGCAUUGGACCAAUCACUUGGGACAAAUCACCUGAGUGAGCUGGAUACAUACAGCAACAUUACAAACACAUUUCAGAAUGUGAUAUUAUUUUGUAUUAACAUGUUUUUAAUUCAUAGACAUAAAAUUAUAAAAACUGCUGUUACAUAGUAUGAUCAAAUCUUACCACACAUUGUUCAUUCCUCAUUUCUAUUUCCUGUGUAAUGAUUGUUAUUAAACAA
Messenger RNA from Lates calcarifer (barramundi perch), 4523 nucleotides. Its product is annotated as deleted in malignant brain tumors 1 protein. The transcript is spliced from 14 exons. The record is from RefSeq and is a predicted model, not a curated record. Lineage: Eukaryota; Metazoa; Chordata; Actinopteri; Centropomidae. Gene Ontology annotation, molecular function: calcium ion binding. Gene Ontology annotation, cellular component: membrane. Bases 99 to 4343 code for a protein of 1414 amino acids.